CUUUACCGGUAGCCGGAAUUUAUUUAGCGUGUGCUACGCAAUCUCACUAGGAAGCGAGCAGCUGACGCUUGAACACGGUUAGAAAAGCUUGCAAUGCGAGACAACUUCAACUUCAGCAUGUUACCGAUCGUCCAAGACAACAUGAACUACAUACCGGGGGUUAGAAGCCUGACGAACCUCUCCUCCAACGGCUACUACGGCUACCAGCCCCCCUUGCUGGAGAAAGACAGAGAGGAGCCGCCGGCGCCCCACGCGUGCUUUAUGGAAGUGCAGUUCGAGAGCGUCGCACAGAACAACUCCGGAAGCCGGAAACGCGCUUGGGACUUUUGCAACGAUUUGAGGGACUUCAAAAAACGGCGCCAAAACGAAUGUAAUCCUUUCGCCUGUCAACAACUCUCAGCAAGCCCAAAUAGAGACGCAAAGUUACGAAAACCAACCCAUAAUAUCCCCGACAUGCCGCGAUGCAUCAUGGGUCAUUACAUAUAAAUCAAUAGCCUAGAUUAAUAUAAUAGUCGAAUUUACGUUGCACCCUCUCAACUUCGGUUUUUUUCCUCAGAAAAAAUAAGUGCCAACGCGAAGAAAAAAACCGAUCCGAGCGAAGACUUGUUCGAAGAACUGCUUAAAGAAACGCACGGUUGUACACUGUAUCAUUGGAAUAGCGAUGGCUUGUAAAUCAAUUUUUUGUGAGGAAAUUGUCUCACGCCUAACCGUUUUUUGUAUAAGCGACUACACAUUUCUUUGUACAUUUUCAGGCCACAGAAGUGAGAAACUCGGUUGACUUAGCGCUAAAAGUUUCUCCGCGUCUCUGGUUAGGAAAUGCUCGUAGCUGUUAAGGCUUUUGUACGAUUAGACAAGUUUGUAUUUUUGUAUAUGUUCGUGAGUAAUAAAGUUUGAGUCAGUUUUGA
Molecule: messenger RNA, 905 nt
Organism: Zophobas morio
Lineage: Eukaryota; Metazoa; Arthropoda; Insecta; Coleoptera; Tenebrionidae
Exons: 2
Coding region: 94-486 (130 amino acids)
Source: RefSeq, a predicted model, not a curated record